Bicyclus anynana (squinting bush brown) is the source of this 351-nucleotide messenger RNA. RefSeq names its product cytochrome P450 6B4. Bases 1 to 351 code for a protein of 116 amino acids. NCBI's taxonomy places the organism in Eukaryota, Metazoa, Arthropoda, Insecta, Lepidoptera, Nymphalidae. The transcript is spliced from 2 exons. The record is from RefSeq and is a predicted model, not a curated record. Gene Ontology annotation, molecular function: monooxygenase activity; oxidoreductase activity, acting on paired donors, with incorporation or reduction of molecular oxygen; heme binding.
AUGAAUAUAACUAUUGAGAAAGGGACUAUUAUAUUUGUGCCAACAUUAGCUAUCAGUUACGAUGAGAAAUACUUCCCAGAUCCCAACAAAUUUGAUCCAGAGAGGUUUUCGCCCGAGAAUGAGAGUAAAAGACAUCCUUGCGCUUUUAUGCCUUUUGGUACUGGACCUCGAUACUGCAUCGGUAUGCUUAUUGCAAGAUUCCAGAGUCGCCUGUGCGUGAUAAAGCUGUUGCGCAAUUUUCGUGUCGAAGUAUCCAAGAACACGCCAAAGACUAUCUCAUUUGAUCCAGAGCGCGUUGUUACUGCACCAAAAGGAGGGAUACAUUUAAAUCUUAUUCCAAGAAAGAAGUGA